AUGCCGUCUGACCAAGCUCUUCCAAUCCCGCAAGCCACACUUCACAUCUAUCCAAGUGACCGACGUGUCAACGUGACAGACAAACUCGGAUUACUCGAUUACUUAUCCGAAGUUUACGGCGAAAUCUUCCAAUUCCACCAAUUAGGUCACAAGAUUAUCGUUUGUUCGUCCUACCGUAUGAUAGAUGAGCUUUGUGAUCCAGCCCGCUUCGAUAACACAUCCAGUGGAGCGCUUGAGCAAGCAAGAGUAUUGACCAGAGACGUACUAUUCACUGCCAAUCCAGAUGACAAGGCCUGGGAGGCUGCGUAUCGCAUAUUGAUACCCUUCAUUGGCCCAACCGGUUUUCAAAAGAUAUUUGGCAGCAUAUUGCGGUUCGGAAGACUGACGCCCGUCCAGUGGGCUUACUCAAGGCCAUCCAUGGAGAUAGUGUGCGCGGAUGAGGUUACGAGACUCAUCGAUCAUGAAGUCGCUGUCAAGCACAGAUCGAAAUGGUUCCUUGCCCCCAGAUUUUUCAGCGACAUGACCAGAGUGCAGGAGUUGUGUGAUGAUGCUAUUGAAGCUCGCAUUGCAAAUCCACAACCAGAUACUCACGACCUCCUCAAUUUCAUGUUGAGCAGAGUCGAUCCGAGAGCCAAAAUGAAGGUGAUGCAAGAGUCCGUUCGCAGCAACAUGAUCAUGUUUUUGGUUUCUGGGCAUGAGGCAACCAACAACAUCCUGAGUCUCUUGUUCUACUACCUACUAAGAAGCCCCGAGAAAUUCUCUAGGGCUCAAAAUGAAGUUGAUAUGCUGUUGGGCACUGACCCUCUCAUCCCAGAGCAUCUUUCUCAAUUAGCUUACGUGAGAUCUUCCGUAUAUGAGGCGUUCCGAUUCCUGGGCCCAGUCAAGACAGUAGUCAAGCAUGCUCUCAAACCGACAAAGCUUGCUGGGCGAUACUUCAUUGAGUCAGAUUCAAACAUCCUGCUGAAUGUUCACGGGCUGCACCAGGAUCCUGAGGUCUGGGGCAAAGAUGCCAAUGUCUUUAGACCAGAUCGCUUCCUCGAUGGAUCUUGCGACAGUCUGCCUAGAAAUGCCUGGAUGCCAUUCGGAGAGGGGCCAAGAGCGCACAUCAUCCAGCAAUUUGCCGAGCAAGAGUUGGUCGUAAUGGUUUCGUUAAUGCUUCGGAACUUCCAAUUUGAAUUGGAAGGCUCAGCCAACACCAGCAUCACACCUGGAGCAAAUCCGAAUACUUUCAGACUCAAAUUGUUCAGAAGAUCGGGACAAUCCAUGCCGAUUUCCGCUGGUUUAUGUAAAGACUACGUCAAUCACGCGUGGUCAGAAUUUUGGAAAUGGAGCAUCGUUCCAAGUACAAUUGUUGAUGCAUUGCGUCACUCUGUUAUCGAUGCGCCUCAACCUGCGCCUCGAUUCAGCGAUUCCGCCGUUGUUUAUGGCAUCGUCAAGGCGAAUAGAAGUCUCGGCAAUCCGAAAGCGGGAAUCUUGAGGAAGCACAUCGAGAUAAAGCUUCCAUUCGGUUCAUCCUACCACACGGGGGAUUAUAUGAUGGUGUUGCGUGUCAACAGUCGGAUGAAGAUUCGACGCGUUCUGAAACGGUUCAGCUUAUCCCCCGACGAUGUUGUUUCAACUGCAAGCAUUCCGAAGGCUUUCUUCUUAAAUAGUGGCUCCAUUUCUGUACUGGAUCUUCUGACGACACACAUGGAUUUGCACACACUUAUCUCACAGGAGCACAUUGUGACUUUAAUCAACGCGACACCAGUGAGAUCACGCAACAAUUUAGCGAAAUUGCUAGCGGAUGAUGCUGAUGAAAGAUAUGUUCUGUCAAGGUGCCCCAGCAUUCUAGAUGUACUCGAGGACCACCCUGAGUGUAGACUCUCAUUCGCGGACUACGUUGGCAUGAUUGAGCCAAUAAAAGCCCAGCGGUACAACAUCUCGUCAGCACCUGUUGCCAACAUCAAGAUCACACCCACUGCUCACGGUACGGCUCCGCAGCUGAAGGUAUCCCUGACAUACGAUGCCCACUCUGAGCAAGUCUGGUCGAAGACUGAUAGUCUCUUCUUCGAUGCGACAUCGACAUAUUUAGCUCGUUUGGAGGCUGGAGAUCGGGUGCGGUUCUUCAUUCGCAGCGUCGAUACAGCAUUCCAAAUGCCAAUUGAUCCUACGACGCCCGUCAUCAUGGUCUGUGCCGACAUUGGUUUCGCGCCAAUGCGCGGAUUCAUCCAAGAGCGCGCAACUAUUCGCAAAGUACUCAAGGUCACACUCGGUCCUGUGAUUUUGUACUUUGGUUGCCAACAUUAUCAAGAAGAUUAUAUAUAUGAAGAUGAGCUCACAAAUUGGGAAAACGAUGGCGUGGUGAGCGUGCGACCGUGCUUCUCGAGGGUCGGGCCUAAGGGCUGUCACAAGUAUGUACCAGAACGUAUGUGGGCUGAGCGAGAGGAAUUAGCACAUCUGUUCAAUGCACAGGGUGUGAGAAUACUAAUGUGUGGGGAUGCAAGUAAGCUUACCAAGAGCGCGGCAAAUAUGUGCAAGAAGAUUUGGCUCAGUAGUCAUAAACAGAAGACCGAGCGAGAUUCGCAGAUGUGGCUUCGAAGAGUUGAAGCAGAGCAACGAGAAAAUUGUGCAUUGUGA
Molecule: messenger RNA, 2619 nt
Organism: Alternaria burnsii
Lineage: Eukaryota; Fungi; Ascomycota; Dothideomycetes; Pleosporales; Pleosporaceae
Product: bifunctional p-450 nadph-p450 reductase
Exons: 7
Coding region: 1-2619 (872 amino acids)
Cellular component (GO): cytosol
Molecular function (GO): monooxygenase activity; FMN binding; oxidoreductase activity, acting on paired donors, with incorporation or reduction of molecular oxygen
Source: RefSeq, a predicted model, not a curated record